Messenger RNA from Clarias gariepinus (North African catfish), 2079 nucleotides. It is a transcript of the gene tgfbr2a, whose product is annotated as transforming growth factor beta receptor 2a. Gene Ontology annotation, molecular function: type I transforming growth factor beta receptor binding; metal ion binding; transforming growth factor beta receptor activity, type II. Bases 218 to 1858 code for a protein of 546 amino acids. Lineage: Eukaryota; Metazoa; Chordata; Actinopteri; Siluriformes; Clariidae. The record is from RefSeq and is a predicted model, not a curated record. The transcript is spliced from 7 exons. Gene Ontology annotation, biological process: cellular response to growth factor stimulus; heart development; protein phosphorylation. Gene Ontology annotation, cellular component: plasma membrane; signaling receptor complex.
UGUCUGCUGUCAGCCUCUGACUCAUAGCGUCAAACUUCUUCCCCGUUUCUCUUUCUGGUGAACGUGCUCAGUGUGUGUGUGUGUGUGUGUAUGGAGGUACAGGGGAGGGGAUGGAUCAGAAGACUCUGGUCAGUAGUGUGUAUAUAAGUGUUUAGAUGGAGGUUGUGAUGAAGGCUGACGGUUCGAGCUGUGUGAUGAUCAGUGUAGAGGAGUGUUAAUGGAGCGACUCGGUGUGUGUGUUCUGAGCUGCGCUCUGCUGCUCGUCUGCACUUCCUGUCUAACAGGCCUUCAGGCGAGUCCCGUCGCUCACAGCCCGUUCGUCCUGAACAAUCUGUGUCUGUUCUGUGAUGUCGAGCCGAGCGAGUGUAACGCCACUGAGACUCACUGCGAGAUUCACUGCAAUAUCACUUCCAUCUGUGCGAAUAAAACUGAGGUCUGCGUUAGUGCAUGGCGCAGAUAUGGCGGGAGCGUCACCGUGGAAACAGUGUGUCACGACCCAUCGGAACCCUUCUACGGUGUGAUGCUGACAGACUACGACAAAAAGGAGUGUGUGAUGAAGCAGUACACGCAACUCGGCCCAGACGUCUACAUCUGCUCCUGCAGCCAAGAAGACGAGUGUAACAAGAACCUGAUUUUCUCCACAGAGACAAAACAGGAAAACCCAUCGGUGCAGAACCUUCUCCUCUUUGUCCUGGUUCCUAUCGGCAUUCUUACCGUCAUCCUCUUCACCCUAAUUUAUUCCUGCUACCUUUACAAGCUCCGUCAGUACCAACUAAGGACUGAUUUUAGCGACACACGCUCCAUCAUUGGCAAUAAACUCGAACACUCAGACAGCGUCUCAAACUGGCUCAAUCACAACACAGAGCUUCUGCCCGUCCAUCUGGAUGAAAUAGUGGGAAAAGGACGCUUCGCCGAAGUGCACCGCGCCCGACUCGGGCAAAAAACAAGUGAAAACCGGGUGUUCCAGACAGUGGCAGUGAAGAUCUUUCCACUGGAGGAGUUCCUAUCCUGGAAGACGGAGCGGGAGAUAUUUCUGGAUGCAGAGCUCUGUCAUGAGAACAUUGUCCACUUCCUGGCAGCAGAAAAACACACACUGGAUCAACAGUUAUGGCUGAUUACGGCCUACCACGCUCGAGGGAACCUAAGGGACUUCCUCAGAGUCCACCAGCUCGAGUGGCCGGAGCUCUACAAGAUGGGUGGUGAUGUCGUAAGAGGUUUGGCUCACCUGCAUAGUGACCGGAGUGCAACAGGUGGAGUUAAAGUGCCGGUCGCUCACCGAGACUUGAAGAGUGACAACGUCCUGGUGAAGGAAGACCGGAGCUGCUGCAUCUGCGACUUUGGCCUCAGCAUCCGACUCGACAGCAACAUGAGCACGGAGGAGCUGGCUAAUAGAGGACAGGUCGGCACAGCGAGGUACAUGGCCCCCGAGCUACUGGAGUCCAGACUAAACCUGGAGAACAUAGAGUCCUUUAAACAGGCAGAUGUUUAUUCCAUGGCUCUGGUGCUGUGGGAGAUCACGUCCAGGUGCACCGCCAUCGGAGAGGUGAGAGAGUACGAGCCGCCGUUCGGGAAGUUGAAUCAGCCGUGCAUCGAGAGCAUGAAGGACACCGUGAUCAGAGACCGAGAGCGACCCGAGAUUCGGCUCGGCUGGAGAACACACCCGGGUGUAAAGCUGGUGUGUGAGAUGCUCGAGGAAUGCUGGGACCAGGAUCCAGAAGCUCGUCUGACAGCUUCGUGUGUAUCCGAGAGAUUUAACGAGUUCAACAAUCCAUCAUUCCUCAAAGCGAACUCAAAUAACAAGGACAAAAUAAGCAACAUCCCAGAGACAGAGGCGGAGUUAUUAAAUAUAGACCUGUGAAGUGUAUCAUGGACGUGUUUUUAUCCAGAAACAUGAGUUUCGACUUUGUGUUUCAAGAGACAAUAUAUCUAUAUAAAAUCAGAUACCAUGCAUAGUAUUAACUUUAAAUUUUCUGCAGCGUGAAUAACAAGCCAACGUCAUAAUAACAUGAACUGAUUUUUAUAAUAAAUUAAAUUAAACUAAUCUUCUAAAUCAUGGCUCAAUCAUGGGGAUGUUUGUGG